Molecule: messenger RNA, 757 nt
Organism: Diuraphis noxia (Russian wheat aphid)
Lineage: Eukaryota; Metazoa; Arthropoda; Insecta; Hemiptera; Aphididae
Biological process (GO): cilium assembly
Cellular component (GO): ciliary transition zone
Source: RefSeq, a predicted model, not a curated record
AUAUUGAUGUCAUUUUUCUUAUUGUCAACCAUAUGUAUGUGCACAGUUCUUGAUAUUUUUGACUUGUACAGAUGUGAGAGCUUCAAACCAAAAUAUAUUUUAGUAUUAUUCUUGAGUGUAUUAACAGCUUUAGCAGCAUUUGCAUGUACUACAUAUGAUACAGCUAUUAUGUCUGGUAGCAAAGUGGAAGCCAAAGUUUCAGAAACUUGGCGAGCAUUAAAUUGCUGUCGGUGUUAUGGUGCUGUUCUUGGAUGGAUUAUUAUUAUUAUUAUGAAGCCUAAAGAUCAAUUAGCAGAAUUUUUAAAUACUAAUUAGUUUUUAAGAAAAAAAAUAUUUUUUUAAAAAUUUCACUAAACAUAUUUACUAUUUAACAUUUGGGKAAUACACCAAUUUAUGUUAAUGAGUUUCUAUAUACUCAGGUGUCAUAGACAGAGGUUAAAGUGGGAAAAAAUUCCUGAGGGGACUAAUGUCUCCAUAUAGUUUUAAGCGUUCCAUACAUAAUUUUAUGUAUAAUGUCUAAUGUAUAAAAUCCUAAUUUGUUAAAGGUGACGCUUUUUMACGGCGAGUACCACAAUUUUUUUUGCCGUAUAUAAUAAUCUACUUAAAAUAUUGUCAACAAUAGGUGCUAAUAAAAUAACAGUAUGAAUCUGAAGCAGUGGUUAAGAGAAGUUAAUGAAUAACCCGUUAUAUAAUAUUUAAAAUACUAAAUUAAUUUUAUAUUAUUGUAUAAAGCCAAAACGCAGUUAAUUUAAUUACA